CAAUUUCAAGCACAACACCGACGUAGGCGAAGAAGCGAUGGCUUUGUUGCUGCAGCAUCGCGUCAAGAAGCUCUUAUCCAGCUCGUCCGAGCUGACGCAAGCAAAGUCUUUACUUGACUCGCUUUCGGAACUCCUUCCCAACGACAUCACAUCCACGUCGUCGGCAGAGCUGCGCGUGUUGCUCAAGCCGAGUUUGGAUGUUGCAAGUUUGGACGCGGCGGAGGCGGUAUUGCGCGAGACAGAACGGCUUUUGUCGUCCAUGGAUGCAUUGAAGAAGCAAGCUGAUAUUAUGGAUCGAAAAUGCCGGCACAUCAUGGCGUUCCUCGAUUCCACUGACCGCACCUCGACGCUAUUUGUCACCCAAGCUGCCGAACUGAGAACACGAUGCGAUUCAAUUGGAACUUGAUUCGACCAAGGACUUUUUGCAAAAGUACCAAGUGUCGCUGGACGAUCUUAAACUCGUUGAGCAGGCGGCGCCACUGGCCGAGACGCAUGCGACGGACACUGCCAUGGCGUCGUACUUCCAGCUGUUGCACCGAUUGCAAGCGAUUCGAUUGAACUGUGAGCGCCUUGUGGCCGACAAUCCAGCUCCGUCGAGUUUGGAGUACUUGGAGGACAUUUGCCGUGCUCAAACGUUGGCCUUUGAGAAGUUGUACGCGUGGGCUAGCGUCCUUUGCAAUGCCGACGCGGCCGACCCAAGCGACGAUGACCUUGUCUCCGUCGGUGCCAUGGUUGAUACAUCAAACUCUGAUAGAAGCACAACUCGCCUCCUGCCCCAGGCUUUGCGAUUCCUUCGUGGCCAUGCUGCAUUUUACUCGUAUUGCGUCGACGCAUGGACGCAAAGUCGGCGCAACGGACUCCUGCGCCGCUUUGUGAAGGCAUUAACAAUCGGUGGGCCCAGCGGCAUUCCACGGCCGAUCGAAAUUCACGCUCAUGACCCCGUUCGGUACUCUGGAGAAAUGCUCGCGUGGGUGCACCAGACCCUCGUUGGCGAGGCAGAGUUUGUCAAGCGCAUGUUCGACGGUGACCAAGUCCGCGACGUACUUGGAAACGUAUGUGCUGCCCUUAGUCGGCCGCUGCAGGUUCGGCUUCAUCAAGUAGUCCAAGGCCCCACAACCACAAUUCUCCAACUCUAUGCCGUCGUCCACGUAUUGGCGUACUACCGUGCGAUUGUAUCGUCGAUGGUGCCGCUCGAAUCGGAGCUUGUCGUGUAUUUAGUCGAAGCGCAUCACGUGGCCGAGACGCACUUUUCUUCUCAAUGGCAGUCCCAACUCGACCAGUACCAAGCAGCUUUGAAGGACUCUUUGGACUUCAGUCUGUCGGCGGCACAUCCAACGCUGGAGAUUGCGCACAAAGUUGGCCACCUCAUCGACACGUACGUGAAUUCGCUCCGGCCUCACGGCAUCGAGGCUACAGAACUCGCCAAAGUGCUCGAUCCUGUCGUCCAAGCAGUGCUGAUUCCGCUGACGUCGGGUGGCGCGCUGCCUCCAAGUGAAAUGAACGUGUUUGUGCUGAAUCAGCUCGCGUGUCUCCAUGCAACCCUCGGACGUGUUGACGUGACGCGACCGUGGCAAGAUAGAAUUCAUGCUGCCAUGGCAUCGACAGUUGAGGCAGUGGCUCAAGCGCAGGCCGAUGGAGUUAUCCAGCGGAGUGGAGUCGCCUUGCUGUUGGCGGUGUCACAAAGUCAACCAGAUGCGCCGAACACUUCGUCGAGUCAGAGUGAAUUGGAACCGAACGCAGUCCGACUAGCAGUGCAUCUCUUCUGCACCCAACUCAUGGCGCUGCACCUACCAGUACUCGACCGCAUUGGUGCUCCAGAGUGGCGCAACUUGGCAGAGACCCACACAGCACACGCGCUGUGCAGUGCGUACGAUUCUAUCCACACAUUUGUGUCAGCCAGUCCGGCGUACCCCCCAGCCACUCUAGUGCACACUCCCCUGGAGAUUCGCACCAUUCUAGACAUUUGAAAGACCUCUGUCAAUGAAGGAAACCUCGCCGCCCACUCUCGUCCUUUUCGCUUAUUCCAGUUGUAAGGACUUACAUUAUGCCGACUUGGUUAGCC
Messenger RNA from Aphanomyces invadans, 2062 nucleotides. RefSeq lists its product as hypothetical. Gene Ontology annotation, cellular component: COG complex. Bases 510 to 1967 code for a protein of 485 amino acids. The transcript is spliced from 10 exons. The record is from RefSeq and is a predicted model, not a curated record. Lineage: Eukaryota; Oomycota; Saprolegniomycetes; Saprolegniales; Verrucalvaceae. Gene Ontology annotation, biological process: intra-Golgi vesicle-mediated transport.